Messenger RNA from Ambispora gerdemannii, 438 nucleotides. Lineage: Eukaryota; Fungi; Glomeromycota; Glomeromycetes; Archaeosporales; Ambisporaceae. The record is from the annotation of a GenBank genome assembly.
AUGCCGCUAACCCGUCGACAUCAACAACAAUUAUCUAAAGUUAAAGCAACAGAAGAUAUUCCGCCAAGUUCAUCUUCUGAUUCAAUCGAUAAUAACAACAACUGUCAUAAAGACAAAAAUCGACGAGGCAGAAGCUCACCAAGCAUAGAUACAAGAGCGUCAAUGGUUGACGUAGCUAAUUUUAUAAAUGUGCUCAAAAAUUUACAUCCUGUUUACAAUAUCACACCUAUCAUUGAGAAAGCAUUAAACGAACUAAGAGCUCAUGAAGAGGAAAUUCGGAUAGUUCAUCGCCAUAAUCAACCACAAGUCACGUCUAUGCCUAUCAAUUUUAAAGAAUAUAACGAUAAUGAUGACGAUAAUAAUACAAUUGCUAAUAGUAAUACAACUGCUGCGGAUGUUAUAAAUAUGUUGCAAGACACAAAUUUAAGAUUACAGUAA